This is a messenger RNA of Rubroshorea leprosula, 2263 nucleotides long. NCBI's taxonomy places the organism in Eukaryota, Viridiplantae, Streptophyta, Magnoliopsida, Malvales, Dipterocarpaceae. The record is from the annotation of a GenBank genome assembly.
CCGCUCUCUGAGCCGCCCCUUGCUCUGAUCGGGAAGGCAGCGUCCGGCAUUCAUGUGAAUCUUCAAGUGCAAAGGACAGCUGAGAUGAGACAACACCUGUUUCUUGCUGCAUUUCGUUCACUGCUGUUCCUGUUUUUCAUUCUCAAAAUAGUUGCAGACCUAAAUUCAGACCAACAAGCACUCCUCAACUUUGCUGCCAGAGUUCCUCAUGGCAGGAAACUCAACUGGAACCUCAUUAAUCCACUCUGCACUACUUGGGUUGGAGUAAGUUGCAACCAUAAUGGAUCCCGUGUGGUUGCUGUUCAUCUUCCUGCUAUUGGAUUGCUUGGUCCAAUUCCAAAUAACACCCUUGGGAAGCUGGAUGCCCUCAUGAUCCUCAGCCUCCGAUCCAAUAACCUCAAUGGGAGCCUUCCCUCUGAUUUACUCUCCCUUCCUUCCCUUGGUUACUUAUACCUUCAGCAUAACAAAUUUUCAGGGAACAUACCUUCAUUUCUCUCCACCCAGCUGACUUUUCUCGACUUAUCCUUCAACUUUUUCACAGGCAGUAUUCCAAGUUCAGUCCAAAAUCAGACACACCUCACUGGUUUGAACCUCCAGAACAACUCCUUGACCGGACUUAUCCCCAAUCUUAACCUUACAAGACUCAACUAUUUGAAUUUGAGCAACAACAACCUAAAUGGAUCGAUACCACCUGCCUUGCAGAAGUUCCCUGCUUCUGCUUUUGUAGGGAACGCUAUGUUAUGUGGGAAACCGCUUAAUCUGUGUCCAACAACUGCCCCUACACCUUCUUCUUUCCCUAGUUUUUUACCACCUCCACCUGAAGGAACUCAAAGAAUGGGCUCCAAGAAGAAAUUAAGUCGAGGGGGUAUCAUUGCCCUUGCAGCAAUUGGGGGUUCUGCUCUGCUCUUCUUCCUCCUUAUGUUCGUGUUUUGCUGUUUGAAGAAAAAAGAUAGUGAGCGUAGUAUUGCAGCAAAAGGAAAAGGCGUAAGGAGUGAAAAGCCUAGUGAGGAUUUUGGAAGUGGGGUGCAAGAGGCUGAGAGGAACAAGUUGGUUUUCUUUGAAGGAUGUUCCUAUAAUUUUGAUCUUGAGGAUUUGUUGAGGGCUUCAGCUGAAGUAUUGGGAAAGGGGAGUUAUGGAACAACCUAUAAGGCCAUCUUGGAGGAGGGAACAACAGUGGUUGUGAAGAGAUUGAAAGAAUUGGUGGCAGGGAAAAGAGAUUUUGAACAUCAAAUGGAAAUUGUGGGAAGGCUUGGUCAGCACCCAAAUCUUGUGCCUCUACGUGCCUACUACUUUUCCAAGGAUGAGAAGCUCCUUGUUUACGACUACAUGGUAUCAGGCAGCUUCUCUGCAUUGUUACAUGCAAGCAAGACAGGUGGGCGUGCUCCACUAGAUUGGGAUACUCGAGUAAAGAUUUGUCUUGGAGCAGCAAAAGGCAUUGCUCACAUGCAUUCCACAGAUGGUGGAAAAUUCAUCCACGGCAACAUCAGAUCCUCUAAUGUUCUCCUCACACAAGACCUCAAUGGCUGCAUUUCUGAUUUUGGCUUGGCAACUCUAAUGAAUUACCCCGCUGUCCCGUCAAGAAGUGCAGGUUACCGGGCUCCUGAAUUGAUUGAAACUCGGAAAUUUACUCAAAAGUCUGAUGUGUACAGCUUUGGCGUUGUUCUCCUGGAGAUGCUAACAGGCAAAGCACCGGUUCAAACACCAGGACAGGAAGAAGUGGUCGACUUACCAAGGUGGGUUCAGUCUGUUGUUCGCGAGGAAUGGACUGCCGAGGUGUUUGAUGUGGAACUAAUGAAAUAUCCAAACAUUGAAGAAGAGAUGGUGCAGACGCUUCAGAUAGCAAUGACAUGUGUGUCUAGGGUCCCAGAUACGCGACCCACGAUGGAGGAGGUGGUUCGGAUGAUUGAGGAAAUCCGGCCACUGGAUCCUGAAAACCGGCCAUCCUCCGAGGAGAAGAGCUCAAAUACCCAAACCCCAUAACCCAUUCAACCAUAAUAUCCAUGUUUAUAAGUUCCUGCAUAAGGCUACGGAGUCCUGUUUGACUCGAGCCAUUCAGAGUCUGAAGAUUUAAAAAUUGCAUCCGGAGAGGCACCUCUAACAAAAGGAUUCAUGGGCAUCUUGCCGACAUUUUCUAACAGUUUGUAAAAUGUGUUGAUGUGAUUCUUUUAGGAUUUUAGGAUAAGGGAUUUCAUCUCAGCUGUCUUCUGUAAGGAUUGUUGUAAAAAAUGACUUCACUUGAGGAAAAUAAGAACAAAAAAUUAUU